AUGGCACACCAUCACCACAGCUGUGAGGCGGAACACCACGACCAUGUGCCGCCGGCGCGCACGAGCGCGCAGCAGUCGCUGUACCAGUGGAUCGAUGUUCCGAGCAUGCGAUGCCUGAACGUCGUGGCGAAGGGCGCCGCGGCGUCGGUGCCGGCCGGGAUAAUCAAGAGCAAUGACGAGCGGUACGACAUCUCGCGGUACGUGGAGUCAGACGCGGACUGCCAGAUGCUGCUGCACAUCCCGUUCACGACCAGCUGCAGACUGUACUCGAUCAUUCUGCGCAGUGCGAAGGGCGGCGAGGCGGGGAUUGGGUGUAUGCGCCAUGUCAAGAUAUACAGUAACCUGAACCAGAACCUCGACUUCGACACGGUGAGCGAACUCAAGCCGAGUAACGUGCUGGAGUACCCGCAGAACGUGGGCGUCUAUCUUGGGGGCAGCCAGGCGGAGGAGCGGGGCGAGCAUUCCUUUGUAGAGCACCACUUGCCGCGGCACCAGUUCCAGAACUGCCACUCUUUGACAAUUUUUGUCGAGGACACAUGGUCUGGCGAUGAGGACGAGCCCACACAGCUGUGCUACCUUGAAUUGAGGGGGGAGAGCACCGGGCUUAAGCCGGAGAGCGGCGCGGCGCUGUUGCGGACCGUCUACGAGGCUGCCCCGAACCCUGCUGAGCAUGUAAAACUGGAGUCGGAACACGAAAGGCUCCAUCUAGGCAUGUAA
This is a messenger RNA of Eremothecium gossypii ATCC 10895, 717 nucleotides long. Its product is annotated as PITH domain-containing protein. Gene Ontology annotation, cellular component: nucleus. Lineage: Eukaryota; Fungi; Ascomycota; Saccharomycetes; Saccharomycetales; Saccharomycetaceae. Bases 1 to 717 code for a protein of 238 amino acids. The record is from RefSeq and is marked provisional. The transcript has a single exon.